CCCUUUCCUCCUCCUCCUCCCUCUCAACGCCCCCGAAAAUAGCAGCCCAGCGUGUUCAAUGUAAACCCAAAUUACGGUUUAUCCAAGCGGAGCUGCCGAUUGAGAGCGUCUCCAAGAAACACGUCCCGGGACGAAAAAGAUUGUGCUGGGUGACUGCUGAAGAGCAUAUGGUGCGUGGAGACCAGUGAAAGUGUGCAUACCAGAAGAAGGACUAGCACAAUGUGCUAGAAGAACAAAGUGUGUGUUUGUGUGUGUGUAUGCGUGUGUGUGCGUGUAUGUGUGCGAGUGUGUGUUUUCAUUUGUCCGAUAUCGUCAGCGAAGUCAAGUGAAGAGACGGGAAAAAGGACGAGGAGGAGACAUGGGGCGGAAGAAGAUACAGAUCACCAGGAUAAUGGAUGAAAGGAACAGACAGGUUACUUUCACAAAGAGGAAGUUCGGCCUGAUGAAGAAGGCCUAUGAACUGAGCGUGCUGUGUGACUGCGAGAUUGCCCUCAUUAUUUUCAACAGCUCCAACAAGCUGUUCCAGUACGCCAGCACGGACAUGGACAAAGUGCUCCUCAAGUACACAGAGUACAACGAGCCCCACGAGAGCAGAACCAACUCAGACAUUGUGGAGAAAUUAAGAAACAAAGGCCAUAAUGACUGUGCUAGCCCUGAUCCCGAAGACUGUUUCGGGCACAGCCCCCUCACUGAUGACCAAUUCGGCAAACUAAGCGAAGAGAGCGAUUUAAUGUACAAGCGCUGCGGUGCGCUAAACAAGAAAGAACACAGAGGUUGCGAUAGCCCGGACCCUGACGCCUCGUAUGUCCUCACUCCUCAUACUGAAGAAAAGUAUAAAAAAAUUAAUGAGGAGUUUGAUAAUAUGAUGAGAAAUCAUAAAAUCCCCACAGCGUUGCCUCAGCAGAACUUCUCCAUGCAUGUGGCCGUGCCCGUGUCAAACCCCAACGCCAUGUACCAGCCCGGAGGCGUGACUCUGAACAGCCAGAGUUUAGCGGUGGCCGCAGCCUCCCUCGGUGACAACGGGAUGCUGUCUCCCCAGCAGGCUUCCUUGCAUAGGAACGUGGGCUCCAGCGGAGGCCCCCAGAGAUCCACCAGCACAGGCAGCAACGGCUUCAGCAACCCCAGGGGAUCCCCGGGCCUCCUCGCUGCACCCAGUGGCAACGGCCUGGGUAAAGUCCUGCCCACCAAGUCCCCGCCGCCCCCCGGUGGGAGCAUGGGAAUGGGAGGCCGCAAGCCAGACCUGAGGGUUGUCAUCCCUCCAUCGAGCAAAGGGAUGAUGCCCCCACUUAACACCCAAAGGAUAAGCAGCUCCCAGGCCACCCAGCCACUGGCCACCCCAGUGGUAUCUGUCACCACACCCAGCUUACCUCCGCAGGGCCUGGUCUACUCGGGCAUGCCCACCUCCUACAACCCUGCUGAUUAUUCCCUGAGCAGUGCAGAGCUCUCCUCCCUGCAGGGAUUCAGCUCUCCCGGUCUGUCGCUGGGCUCCAUGUCAGCAUGGCAACAGCAUCAACUUGGCCAAGCAGCGCUUAAUUCUUUGGCGAGCGGCGGAGGGCACCUACCUCAGGGCUCCAACCUCUCCAUCAGCACGAGCCAGAGUAUCAACAUUAAGUCUGAGCCCAUCUCACCACCGCGGGAGCGCGUCACCCCCUCCGGCUUCCCGCCCCAGCAGCAGCAACAGCAACACGGCCCCGGCCGGCAUCAGGAGGGCCUUGGACGCUCGCCCGCCGAUAGCCUCAGCUCCUCCUGCAGCUCCUACGACGGCAGCGACCGCGAGGAUCACCGGGUGGACUUCCACUCGCCCCUCGGCCUGGGCAGAGCACCGGCGCCCGGCGACAGGGAAAGUCCCUCUGUCAAGCGCCUGCGCAUGGAUGCGUGGGUGACAUAGAGC
Syngnathoides biaculeatus (alligator pipefish) is the source of this 1891-nucleotide messenger RNA. It is a transcript of the gene mef2aa, whose product is annotated as myocyte enhancer factor 2aa. The record is from RefSeq and is a predicted model, not a curated record. Lineage: Eukaryota; Metazoa; Chordata; Actinopteri; Syngnathiformes; Syngnathidae. The transcript has 10 exons. Gene Ontology annotation, biological process: cell differentiation; heart development; positive regulation of transcription by RNA polymerase II. Gene Ontology annotation, molecular function: DNA-binding transcription factor activity, RNA polymerase II-specific; protein dimerization activity; histone deacetylase binding. Bases 359 to 1888 code for a protein of 509 amino acids.